AUGCGGAUUACAAUAAAUCUAUCACCUGCAAAGCUUAGAGACUGGCAUGCUUUCCUCUUUGCGUUCGUUACGUUACUGGAGUUAUCACUGCAAUCCGAUGUAAGCGGAUAUAUAUGUGGUGACCUUGUUGUGUGGCAUGAUAGGGUUGUAGAGGUCGCGCAGCUCGCCUCUAAAAUGCUAAAAUCAUCAACAGUUCGCCAAAAGUUUCCUGCAUUGUUAGAGGAUACUCAGCUAUUUGGCAUAGAGAGUCAAAAUCUGUUUGUGGUGCCCUUAAGAAGGUUUGGCUUUCCGCGUUCUAUUGGUAAAUAUGGGCAGGAUCGUGUUGUCCUAGAUGCCUCUGGAAAAUUUAUGGGUGUUAUUUAUGAUACAAACGAUGGAAAUGUCAAUCCUAUGCCCGCUUACCGAAAAUGUAGCCCAUUUAUAGACUACAAUCACCCAGAACUCGAGGAAUAUAUAGACGAUGGAUACCAACUUGCUGGGUUUGCGUGUGGCUCGAAUUUCUUAGAACGCGAUAUCGAGACGAAUUUGCACAAUGAAUGUGUUGAAUAUCUCAAUUCACCUCCAGAAAUUAAAAUUAAAUAUAAAUUUUCUCGGAAUAAAUUUAUACACUUGGGAGAUGAUGGGUUUUGGCUUAGACACGUCUCUCUAAAGGAUUAUAAUCAUUCACAUAUAGGACGUCCAAUUCGAUACCAGUUUGAAUUUAAUUCACAAUGUAGAUUUUUGCAAUUAAGACCAAUUUCGUUUAAGACACCGGAACAGAUGACUUGUGUAGAUGUUUGGAGUGCGGUACUACCAGCGGCCACCAUCAUGGCAGAUCCGUCAUUUGAUCUACAAAGCAAAAACUUUGGAAAUAGCGAAGAACUUUAUUCUUGCAUGUACUUCACAUUCAGAAUAACAAGCAUAUUAAAUUACAUUAGCAAUUUUUUAAGAACGCUGAGUACGGACUCGUCAAGUAUAGAACAUCAAACUUUUAAGCAAGAUGAUAAUUUGCUACUCUGGCGUAUAAUUUUACCUGAAAGACACGAACGAAGUCGAGAUAAUUCAUUUAUAUUUGCAAUAGGAAUCGACAAGCUUAAUAAAUUUUCCGGAAUUUAUUUUGUGCGGGCUAAGAAUUGGACUAAGAAAAAUGUAGAACUAUGUCCUGGUUCCCAUAUUCUAAGAGCUCAUCUCCAAAAACGCGAGUCUAGCUGA
This is a messenger RNA of Blumeria graminis f. sp. triticale, 1191 nucleotides long. The record is from the annotation of a GenBank genome assembly. NCBI's taxonomy places the organism in Eukaryota, Fungi, Ascomycota, Leotiomycetes, Helotiales, Erysiphaceae.